CUCACAAGAAGAAUGGAUAACUUGCCCAAUAACUGUGUUUUAUGCGAUGAACCAACAACGGAGGAUACAGCCUGCACUGUUGGUUCAAAGGCAAUCGAAAAACUUGUGGUGUCAAGCAAGAGGCGGAAGGACAAAAAAUACUACCGUAUGCAGGAACGUAACUCACUUGUCAUUCAUAGAAGCUGCCAGGCCAGUCAAAUUAACAAACGAUGUAGUAAAUGAUGAAAUGACCAAUUGCGUGCAUUAUGUUAUUAACUACAUUUUGGACAACGCAGAAGACUCGCAGCUAUCUUUAAAAGAUAUUUUAGAACAUUACGACGGAGAAAUUCCACGUCUUGCCAGAAUAAAAGACAAAUUAGAAGAACAUUUUGGAGAGGAUAUUUUUUCAUACAAUAUACAUAACGAUAUUAUUAUAUGUUUUCGCGCUUCUCGAGAUAAAAUUUUAGAGGAUGGCUGGCGCUGUGCUAAAAAAAAGAAAAAUAAAGAAGAAGAACGUCUAGAAAUAGUUAAACAAGCGGCACAUAUCAUUUUGCAAGACGUACGAUCUCGAAAAUAUGAAUCGCAUGCAUACAAAGCGCCUAACAGCUUCUUCGACAAUGUAGACGCGGAUGUUCCCGAGACAUUACAAACUUUUUUAGAUAUAAUUAUUAAAACUCAUAAACGUUCGAAUGAGGAAAGUACAAAAUGGAAUAAUCGCGUCGCGACAAUCGCUCACAUUCUCAUUUCUUCCAUUCGACCGCGAACUUUUUUAUCUUCCAUACUUUUGGGAUUAUCUUCCAUGAUUCACAAAAAGCACGCAUCCAGAAACUUGAUCGAUUCAUUGUCUAAUCUUGGCCUCAUCGCGACUUACAGAGAAACCAUGCUAUUUGAAACUUCCGUAAUUAAUGAUCCUGAACAAUUUCAAAUCAAUGGCGACAGAUUCGUACAAUUUAUAUUUGAUAAUGCUGAUCAUAAUGUAAAUACACUUGAUGGCCGUAAUACUUUUCACGCCAUGGGUGGUAUCAUGUGUGUAACACCUUCGAGUGCUUUCUCUGCGGCUAAAACGAUUCAGCGACUGAAGAAUAUUCCAUCAGCUGAAACGAUUGGUAAAUUUGGUUUCAUCGAUGUUAUGCAAUUUGAAAAAAAAAAUUCGGCUGGACUGCAAUCUAUUAUUGUUGAAAAUGUAGAUGGGGAAAAUUAUCGUCCUAUUGACUUGACGUUUACUGACAUUCUAUGGCUUUAUAGUAAAAACAAAAAUCCAAACGCAACUCCUGGCUGGAAUGGUUUUAUGCAAAACAUAAAACAUUCUGAUGAUUAUGCAACAUCCAAAAUCUUACCACUACCAUUUGUUAAUGCUCCUCCCAGUGAUAUGAAUACAAUUUUUACUGUACUGAUAGAAGCAAGUCGUAGAACAAUGGCAGAAAAUCAAGAAGUUUGCGUGGUUACUUUCGAUCAGCCCUUGUAUUACAAAGCAAAAGAUAUAAUUACCUCGAUAGAUCCGCGAAAUGAUCCUUAUAAUUUGCGUUUUAUUUUUGUGAGGCUUGGAGGUUUCCACAUGCUGAUGAGUUUUUUGGGUUCCAUUGGCUUCAUAAUGGAUUGUAGUGGCCUUAAAGAAGCAUUUGGGACCAUUUUUGCUGAAAAUUCUGCUGAAAAAGCUCUUAACGGCCAUGCUUUUUCAAGAGCUGUUCGGGGCCAUAUUUUAGUUCAAGUUGCUCUUGCAAAUGUUAUUUUUUCGUACAUUAAUUUUGAUGCGUAUGAAAAACUUCAAUUAGAUCGCAUGCUGCAAGAGAUUGAAAAUCCAUACAUCGAACACGAAAUAUUAAAAAAUAAUGCUAGUGACUUACUGUCGAAAAAAUUUAAAGAUACGUUACAAUAUUUACAAACUUUUGGUCCAACUGCUUGCUUAUGGAUUCAAUAUUUCACUUUAAUCAAUAUUAUGAAACGUUUUAUUGAAGCAGAGCGCUGUGGUAAUUGGGAGUUGCAUUUAUCAUGUGUUCGUGACAUGAUUCCAUAUUUUUAUGCCUCAGGACAUUACCUGUAUGGUAAAUCGAGUCAACUGUACUUGCAAGAUGCUAUGAAAUUGGAAAAACAACUCAAUGUCAUGGAAUUUGAUAAGUUUGCGAAAUGCGGUUACUUCACUAUUCGUCGCAGUAAUAAAUAUUGGUCAGGCAUCUGGUCAGAUAUGACCAUAGAGCAAGUGCUCAUGAAAUCUAUGAAAAGUGCCGGUGGACUUACUCAUGGCCGCGGUAUUUCAGACAGUGUUUUAUGUAAGUGGAUUCUCUCAAGCAUUAUUCUGACAGAGAUAUCAAACGAAAUGGAAAACUUUUGUAACGUGUGUUAUUCAACAUCUGAGCAGCACGUGGAUGCAGGUGUAUCUCGGAUUAAACGAGAUGCGUCAGAUUUAGACAAACUUGUAAGUUUUUUUUCAACUUACGAUCCAUUUCCAGCAUCAAAUACAAUUUCGUCGAUAUAUUCUGGUGUCGUUGGAAACGAGUCGAUAAAUUGCCAUCAAGCUGCAGAAGUUGGAACUCAGUUGUUACACAACACAAUUGGCAAAUCGUUUGCUUCAUUGAAGUCUGUAAAAAAAAAUCGAGUACAAACACUGCGAUCUGUGCAUACGUAUGUAAAAGUACAUGACGAGAAAAUUGAAAUAAAUCCCUUAUUGAUAUUUCAGAGAAUUGCUUUGAAUAUAAAAACAAAGACUGACAUGAAACAAUAUUUAAAAUAUGAAUUAGCUCCAAUGCCUCUCUCAAUAUUCGAUGAUUCCGGGAUGCGGAAAACGCAAAAAUCGCUUUUUUAUGAUAAUUUCAAUGCUAUACAGCCUUCGCCAAUCUUUCAAAACUGCAUCAACGUCAUAGAUGGCGGUUUUUUCAUUCAUAAAGUUGUUUGGACGAGUAAUAAAACUGUUUCUCAAAUAUUAGGAUUUUAUACACUUUAUGCAGAGAAUCAUUUUACAAAAAAUUCAGUUUUUAUUUUUGACGGAUACCCAGACAAUCUUGCGUUAAGUACCAAAUCCGUGGAACGCAUGCGGAGACAAAUAAAGCAGACCGGAAGAGAAAUUAAUUUUGACUUGAAUACAAAUAUCACCUGUCCGAAAGAAAAGUUCUUUUCAAACGAAAAAAAUAAAAAAAAUUUUAUCUUCUUAUUAGCUGGGGAAUUACAAAAAUUAGGAUUUACUACUGACACUGCUCAAGAAGAUGCCGAUACUCUGAUUAUAUCUACGGCUAUUCAGUUACAAAAAGACAAUCAAAGUAUAGUAAAAAUUAUUGGAGAAGACACAGAUCUGUUAGUAUUAUUGAUGCAAUUAGCGCCUACAAAUCAAGAUAUAUAUUUCUGUAAGCCUGGAAAAGGCCAAGAAAGUGAAAAAGUUUAUAAUUGUAAUAGUUUCAAGUAUCCCGGAUUAAUUAAUUACGUCGCAUUGUUGUAUAUAAUAACGGGAUGUGACACUACGUCAUGUUUUUAUAAAAAAGGAAAAAAUAAAAUUUUAAAAAUAUUCAAAGAUGAAAACGAAGAAAACCUGCAAAAGUUUGAUAUAUUUUAUGACAAAAAAGCAAAGCACAAACACAUAGCAAAAACCGGGUGCGAAAUAAUUUCAAGUAUAUAUUCAUCCCAAAAAAACGAUGAACAAUUGAACGAAUUAAGAUACUUGCUUUUUGAAAAGUCAACAGCUAAGUCUUCUUUUCAUUUGGGAAAUUUGCCACCAACUGAGGGUGCUGCUACUCAGCAUGUCUACAGAACCUAUCACCAAUUGCAAACGUGGCUGGGAUAUGAAUCAGAUCCGCAAAAAUGGGGUUGGAAAGUUGUUGCAAAUACUUUGGAACCAAUUUACAGCUGCGACCCAAUGAUCCCCGAAAAUAUCAUUAAAAGAAUUGCAUGUAGAUGUGAAAGUGGUUGUAAAUCUAACAAUUGCGGCUGCAAGAAGCAUGGAUUGAAAUGUUCAAACAUAUGUUUGCGAUGCACAGACGAAAAUUGCUCCAACAUGGAAGAUGAAUUAUUAAUAAUGGAUUCAGACGAUGAUAUAAACGAGCUAAAUGGUGAAGACACAACGCCAAAAGCUAAUUCGGACACUAUUGAUAACAGCGUCGUUAUCGAUAACGAUGACAACAUCGACGAAUUAUGUACAAAACGACGAAAAUUAUGUUAAUUUUAUAUUUAUCGAUAUUCUUCACUGAACAUUCCGUACUGUUAAUUGUUGUAUUACUAAAAUAACAUGUUUUUAAUAUUCACAAAUAAAUUUUAAA
This is a messenger RNA of Trachymyrmex cornetzi, 4220 nucleotides long. RefSeq lists its product as uncharacterized. The transcript has 2 exons. The record is from RefSeq and is a predicted model, not a curated record. The coding region runs from base 47 to 4123 and encodes 1358 amino acids. NCBI's taxonomy places the organism in Eukaryota, Metazoa, Arthropoda, Insecta, Hymenoptera, Formicidae.